AUGAACAUGGUGAAAAGAAUCAUGGGGCGGCCGAGGCAGGAGGAGUGUAGCCCACAAGACAACGCCUUAGGACUGAUGCACCUCCGCCGGCUCUUCACAGAGUUGUGCCAUCCUCCUCGGCACAUGACUCAAAAGGAGCAAGAAGAGAAACUGUACAUGAUGCUGCCGGUGUUUAACAGGGUUUUUGGAAAUGCUCCACCAAAUACGAUGACAGAGAAAUUUUCUGAUCUUCUGCAGUUCACAACACAAGUCUCACGACUGAUGGUGACAGAAAUUCGAAGGAGAGCAUCAAAUAAAUCUACAGAGGCUGCAAGUCGGGCUAUAGUCCAGUUCCUAGAAAUCAAUCAGAGUGAGGAAGCCAGUCGAGGUUGGAUGCUUCUAACAACAAUUAAUUUGUUAGCCUCCUCUGGUCAGAAAACCGUGGACUGCAUGACAACGAUGUCAGUGCCUUCCACCCUGGUUAAAUGUUUAUAUCUGUUUUUCGACCUUCCACAUGUGCCUGAGGCAGUCGUAGGUGCACAGAAUGAGCUACCUCUAGCAGAACGUCGAGGACUACUACAGAAAGUUUUUGUACAGAUUUUAGUGAAACUCUGCAGUUUUGUUUCUCCAGCAGAGGAGCUAGCUCAGAAAGAUGAUCUUCAGCUUUUAUUCAGUGCAAUAACCUCCUGGUGCCCUCCCUAUAAUCUGCCUUGGAGGAAGAGUGCCGGUGAAGUCCUUAUGACCAUCUCCCGUCAUGGUCUCAGUGUCAACGUAGUGAAGUAUAUUCACGAAAAAGAAUGUUUAUCUACCUGUGUCCAGAAUAUGCAGCAGUCUGAUGACUUGUCUCCCUUAGAGAUUGUGGAAAUGUUUGCUGGGCUUUCUUGUUUCCUCAAAGAUUCCAGUGAUGUUUCUCAAACGCUUUUGGAUGACUUUCGGAUAUGGCAAGGAUAUAACUUCCUAUGUGAUCUCUUACUUAGAUUGGAACAAGCAAAAGAAGCUGAAUCCAAGGAUGCUUUGAAAGAUCUGGUUAAUCUGAUAACUUCUUUAACAACCUAUGGUGUCAAUGAGAUAAAACCAGCUGGUAUUACCACAGGGGCACCCUUUUUGUUGCCUGGAUUUGCAGUACCCCAGCCUGCAGGCAAAGGUCACAGUGUGAGAAACAUCCAGGCCUUUGCAGUUCUUCAGAAUGCAUUUUUAAAAGCAAAAACUCACUUCCUUGCCCAGAUCAUCCUUGAUGCCAUCACAAAUAUUUACAUGGCUGACAGUGCCAAUUAUUUCAUCUUGGAGUCACAACACACACUGUCGCAAUUUGCAGAGAAGAUUUCUAAACUCCCAGAAGUACAAAACAAAUAUUUUGAGAUGCUGGAGUUCGUUGUUUUUAGCUUAAAUUAUAUCCCUUGUAAAGAACUUAUAAGUGUUAGCAUCCUCUUAAAAUCUAGCUCUUCAUACCACUGUAGCAUUAUUGCAAUGAGAACUCUUCUUAAGUUUACACGACAUGACUACAUUUUUAAAGAUGUGUUCAGGGAGGUGGGCCUUCUGGAGGUCAUGGUCAACCUUCUGCAUAAAUACGCAGCUCUCCUGAAGGAUCCAACUCAGGCACUCAGUGAACCAGGGGACUCAAGAAAUAAUAGUUCGGUUGAAGACCAAAAGCACCUGGCUUUGUUGGUUAUGGAGACCUUAACAGUACUUCUUCAAGGGUCAAACACAAAUGCAGGAAUUUUCCGAGAGUUUGGAGGGGCAAGAUGUGCACAUAACAUAGUGAAGUACCCUCAGUGCCGGCAGCACGCACUGAUGAUCAUCCAGCAGUUGGUGCUCUCUCCAAACGGUGACGAUGACAUGGGCACGCUCCUAGGGCUAAUGCAUUCAGCACCACCAACAGAAUUACAGCUAAAGACUGACAUUUUAAGGGCUCUCCUAUCAGUCCUUAGAGAAAGCCAUCGCUCAAGAACUGUUUUCCGAAAAGUGGGAGGAUUUGUGUACAUUACGUCCUUGCUUGUUGCUAUGGAAAGAUCUCUUAGCUGUCCACCAAAAAAUGGCUGGGAGAAGGUGAACCAGAAUCAAGUGUUUGAGCUUCUCCACACUGUUUUCUGCACAUUGACUGCGGCAAUGCGCUAUGAGCCCGCCAAUUCUCACUUCUUCAAGACGGAGAUUCAGUAUGAGAAGUUAGCAGAUGCUGUUCGAUUUCUUGGCUGCUUCUCAGACUUAAGAAAAAUAAGCCCCAUGAAUGUCUUUCCUUCAAAUACUCAACCAUUUCAGAGACUUCUAGAGGAAGAUGUGCUCUCUUUGGACUCAGUUUCUCCCACUUUACGGCACUGCAGCAAACUCUUCAUUUAUCUCUACAAAGUAGCCACAGAUUCUUUUGACAGUCGUGCAGAACAGAUCCCUCCUUGCCUGACAAGUGAGUCUUCUCUCCCCUCUCCUUGGGGUACACCAGCUUUGUCCAGGAAAAGACAUGCAUAUCAUUCAGUUUCAACUCCCCCUGUUUACCCUUCUAAAAAUGUUGCUGACCUGAAACUACAUGUGACCACUUCGUCUCUCCAGAGUGCCGAUGCUGUUGUCAUCCACCCUGGGGCCAUGCUUGCUAUGUUGGACCUCCUGGCCUCUGUUGGGUCAAUGACACAGCCAGAACAUGCUUUGGACCUUCAACUUGCUGUGGCAAAUAUUUUACAAUCCCUGGUGCACACAGAAAGAAACCAACAGGUCAUGUGUGAAGCCGGCCUUCAUGCGCGACUGCUGCAGAGAUGCAGUGCUGCACUGGCGGACGAGGACCACUCUCUUCACCCGCCCCUCCAGCGCAUGUUUGAACGAUUAGCCUCUCAGGCCCUGGAGCCCAUGGUGCUGAGGGAGUUUUUGCGUUUGGCCAGUCCUUUAAAUUGUGGUGCCUGGGACAAAAAACUUUUAAAACAAUAUAGGGUCCAUAAACCAAGUUCACUGAGUUAUGAGCCCGAGAUGAGAAGUAGUAUGAUCACAUCUAUGGAAGGUUUGGGUUCUGAUAAUGUUUUUAGCUUACAUGAAGAUAACCAUUACCGGAUAAGCAAGAGCCUGGUAAAGUCGGCUGAAGGAAGUACUGUUCCCCUGACUAGGGUCAAGUGUCUGGUCUCCAUGACAACCCCACACGACAUCAGACUUCAUGGGUCAUCAGUUACGCCAGCUUUUGUUGAAUUUGACACAUCCCUUGAAGGGUUUGGCUGCCUGUUUCUGCCCAGUUUGGCCCCACAUGCAAAUAGUGCUAUCACGACAGGUCUCACUGACAUGGCUGUGGUGAGCGGCAUUGGUUCCGGUGAAAGAUUCUUCCCUCCUCCCUCCGGCUUAAGCUUUUCCAGCUGGUUCUGCAUUGAACAUUUUAGUUCUCCCCCACACAACCACCCUGUCCGACUCCUGACUCUUGUGCGCCGAGCAAAUUCCUCUGAGCAGCAUUAUGUGUGUCUUGCCAUCAUUCUGUCAGCAAAAGAUCGGUCGCUGAUUGUGUCCACCAAAGAAGAACUGCUCCAAAACUAUGUGGAUGAUUUUAGUGAAGAAUCCUCUUUUUAUGAGAUUCUCCCAUGCUGUGCUCGCUUUCGGUGUGGAGAGCUCAUUGUUGAGGGGCAGUGGCAUCAUCUGGUUCUGGUAAUGAGCAAAGGCAUGCUGAAAAACAGCACGGCAGCACUCUAUAUUGAUGGACAGCUUGUUAAUACUGUGAAGCUUCACUAUGUUCACAGUACCCCGGGAGGUUCGGGUUCUGCAAAUCCACCAGUAGUGAGCACUGUAUACGCCUAUGUUGGUACUCCACCUGCCCAACGCCAGAUUGCUUCAUUGGUGUGGCGCCUGGGACCCACACAUUUUCUCGAAGAAGUUUUGCCCCCUUCAAAUGUAACCACCAUUUAUGAACUAGGACCAAAUUAUGUUGGAAGCUUCCAGGCUGUAUGUAUGCCAUGUAAAGAUGCAAAAUCGGAAGGUGUAAUCCCAUGUCCUGUGUCCUUGGUACCAGAAGAAAAGGUGUCAUUUGGCCUCUAUGCACUUUCUGUGUCAUCUCUCACAGUGGCAAGAAUCCGGAAAGUGUACAAUAAAGUGGAUAGCAAAGCCAUUGCUAAACAGUUAGGCAUUUCCUCUCAUGAGAAUGCCACUCCUGUGAAGUUGAUACACAAUUCAACAGGACAUCUUAACGGACCAGCACGGACCAUCGGGGCUACCCUAAUUGGAUACUUGGGAGUAAGAACAUUUGUCCCUAAGCCUGUUGCCACUACUUUGCAGUACAUUGGUGGAGCUGCAGCCAUCCUGGGCCUGGUGGCCAUGGCCUCUGAUGUGGAAGGGCUCUAUGCAGCAGUCAAGGCCCUGGUUUGUGUGGUCAAGAGUAACCCACUAGCCAGCAAAGAAAUGGAAAGAAUCAAGGGCUAUCAGUUGCUGGCGAUGCUGCUUAAGAAGAAACGUUCCCUUCUGAACAGCCACAUCCUCCAUCUGACGUUUUCCUUGGUGGGAACUGUUGAUAGUGGACAUGAGACCUCCAUUAUUCCAAAUUCAACUGCUUUCCAAGACCUACUUUGUGAUUUUGAGGUCUGGCUCCAUGCACCAUAUGAACUUCAUCUUUCCCUAUUUGAACACUUUAUUGAACUUCUCACAGAGUCCAGUGAAGCUUCAAAGAAUGCCAAAUUAAUGAGGGAAUUCCAGCUAAUCCCAAAGCUGCUACUGACUCUUCGAGAUAUGUCUUUAUCCCAGCCCACCAUUGCUGCUAUUAGUAAUGUGCUAAGCUUCUUACUGCAAGGUUUUUCCAACAGCAAUGAUCUGCUCAGGUUUGGACAGUUUAUUUCUUCUACUUUGCCAACCUUUGCAGUUUGUGAGAAAUUUGUAGUUAUGGAAAUAAACAACGAAGAGAAACUUGACACUGGGACUGAAGAAGAGUUUGGAGGUCUUGUAUCUGCAAAUCUUAUACUUUUGAGGAACAGACUUCUGGAUAUUUUACUAAAACUAGUUUAUACAUCUAAAGAAAAGACAAACAUUAAUUUGCAAGCUUGUGAAGAACUGGUCAAGACGCUCGGGUUUGACUGGAUUAUGAUGUUUAUGGAAGAACACCUCCAUUCCACCACAGUUACAGCAGCCAUGAGGAUCCUUGUUGUCCUACUGAGUAAUCAGUCUAUUCUCCUCAAGUUUAAAGAAGGACUCAAUGGAGGAGGAUGGCUUGAACAGACCGAUUCUGUCUUAACCAACAAAAUUGGCACAGUAUUAGGAUUCAACGUGGGCAGAAGUGCCGGUGGGAGAUCGUCAGUCAGGGAGAUUAACCGGGAUGCCUGUCACUUUCCUGGGUUUCCGGUUCUGCAGUCAUUCCUUCCUAAACACACUAAUGUCCCUGCCCUCUAUUUUCUCCUCAUGGCAUUGUUUCUGCAGCAGCCAGUUAGUGAGCUGCCUGAGAACCUGCAGGUCAGUGUGCCUGUCGUCAGCAGCCGAUGUAAGCAGGGUGGCCAGUUUGAUUUGGACUCCAUCUGGACAUUUAUCUUCGGAGUUCCUGCCUCCAGUGGAACUGUGGUCUCUUCUAUACAUAACGUGUGUACAGAAGCAGCUUUUUUAUUAUUGGGAAUGCUCCGCAGCAUGCUGAAUUCACCGUGGCAGUCAGAAGAAGAGGGAUCUUGGCUCCGAGAAUAUCCAGUGACCCUGAUGCAGUUCUUCAGAUACCUGUAUCACAACGUUCCAGACCUGGCCUCGAUGUGGAUGAGCCCUGAUUUCCUGUGCGCAUUAGCAGCCACAGUCUUCCCCUUCAACAUUCGCCCUUACUCGGAGAUGGUGACUGAUCUUGAUGAUGAAGUAGGAUCUCCAGCCGAAGAGUUUAAAGCCUUUGCAGCAGACACAGGAAUGAAUAGAAGCCAGUCAGAGUACUGCAAUGUGGGAACAAAGACAUAUCUGACCAAUCACCCAGCUAAGAAGUUUGUUUUCGACUUCAUGCGGGUCUUAAUCAUAGACAAUCUCUGCCUUACUCCUGCAAGCAAGCAAACACCACUGAUUGACCUCUUGUUAGAGGCCUCUCCUGAAAGAUCUACACGAACUCAGCAAAAGGAAUUUCAGACUUACAUUUUGGAUAGUGUGAUGGACCAUUUGCUUGCAGCUGAUGUAUUAUUAGGGGAAGACGCAUCUCUGCCCAUUACCAGUGGAGGAAGCUACCAGAUAUUGGUGAACAACGUGUUUUAUUUCACACAACGUGUGGUAGACAAGCUUUGGCAAGGCAUGUUCAACAAAGAAUCUAAACUUCUUAUAGAUUUUAUAAUUCAACUAAUUGCACAGUCAAAACGGAGAUCCCAGGGCUUGUCACUGGAUGCAGUUUACCACUGCCUGAAUAGGACCAUCCUGUACCAGUUCUCACGGGCACACAAAACCGUCCCUCAGCAAGUAGCUCUCCUCGAUUCACUCAGGGUCCUCACUGUGAACAGGAACUUGAUCUUGGGGCCUGGGAAUCAUGACCAGGAAUUCAUUAGCUGUCUAGCUCACUGCCUGAUUAAUCUUCAUGUUGGAAGCAAUGUGGAUGGAUUUGGACUGGAAGCAGAAGCCCGCAUGACUACAUGGCACAUUAUGAUUCCCUCUGACAUUGAACCAGAUGGUGGGUACACCCAAGAUAUUAGUGAAGGGCGUCAGCUGCUCAUCAAAGCUGUCAACAGAGUUUGGACAGAAUUGAUACAUAGUAAGAAACAAGCCUUGGAGGAACUUUUCAAAGUCACUCUACCUGUGAAUGAAAGGGGCCAUGUAGACAUAGCUGUUGCAAAACCACUCAUCGAAGAAGCUGGUUUAAAGUGCUGGCAGAAUCACUUGGCCCAUGAAAAGAAAUGCAUAAGUCGGGGAGAAGCUUUAGUGCCCACCACGCAGUCCAAGUUGUCCCGUGUCAGCAGCGGCUUUGGUCUUUCCAAGUUAACAGGAUCCAGAAGGAACCGGAAGGAGAGUGGUCUGAAUAAGCACAGUCUGUCCACCCAGGAGAUUUCUCAGUGGAUGUUUACACAUAUUGCUGUUGUCCGUGACUUAGUAGACACACAGUAUAAGGAAUAUCAAGAGCGUCAGCAAAAUGCCCUAAAGUACGUGACAGAGGAGUGGUGUCAAAUCGAGUAUGAACUACUGCGUGAAAGAGGACUGUGGGGUCCUCCCAUUGGCUCCCACCUCGACAAAUGGAUGUUAGAGAUGACAGAGGGGCCUUGCAGGAUGAGGAAAAAAAUGGUGCGGAAUGAUAUGUUCUACAACCAUUACCCUUAUGUGCCAGAAUCAGAACAAGAGACCAAUGUGGCAUCUGAGGUCCCAAGUAAACAGCCUGAGCCACCCGAUGAUAGCAGUCCUCAAAAGAAACCUGCUCGAUACAGAAGAGCUGUAAGUUAUGACAGUAAAGAAUACUACAUGCGACUAGCAUCUGGCAAUCCCGCCAUUGUCCAGGACACCAUUGUAGAGAGUUCAGAAGGGGAAGCCGCCCAGCAGGAGCCAGAGCAUGGUGAAGACACAAUUGCCAAAGUCAAAGGUCUCGUCAAGCCUCCUCUGAAGCGCUCUCGCUCUGCCCCUGAUGGAGGAGAUGAGGAGAACCAGGAGCAGCUCCAGGACCAGAUUGCUGAGGGAGCCUCCAUAGAAGAAGAGGAGAAGACAGACAAUGCAACUCUCCUGCGCUUGUUGGAGGAAGGAGAAAAGAUCCAACACAUGUACCGCUGUGCUCGAGUCCAAGGCCUCGAUACCAGUGAGGGGCUGCUGCUUUUUGGAAAAGAGCAUUUUUAUGUGAUUGAUGGAUUUACAAUGACAGCAACCAGGGAAAUAAGAGAUAUUGAAACCUUACCUCCAAAUAUGCAUGAGCCAAUUAUCCCUCGAGGAGCCAGGCAAGGCCCCAGUCAACUCAAGAGAACCUGUAGCAUUUUUGCAUAUGAAGAUAUCAAGGAAGUUCACAAAAGGAGAUAUCUCCUGCAGCCUAUUGCUGUGGAAGUUUUCUCUGGAGAUGGACGAAAUUACCUCCUUGCUUUCCAAAAAGGAAUUAGAAACAAAGUCUAUCAAAGGUUUCUGGCUGUCGUGCCGUCUCUAACUGAUAGUUCAGAGUCUGUGUCUGGACAGCGACCAAAUACAAGUGUGGAACAAGGAUCUGGGUUGCUUAGUACUCUGGUUGGAGAGAAGUCUGUAACUCAGAGAUGGGAGAGAGGUGAAAUCAGCAACUUUCAGUAUUUGAUGCAUUUGAAUACUCUGGCCGGCAGAUCGUAUAAUGAUCUCAUGCAAUACCCUGUCUUCCCUUGGAUCCUUGCGGAUUACGACUCAGAGGAGGUGGAUCUUACUAAUCCCAAGACAUUUCGAAACCUGGCCAAGCCAAUGGGAGCGCAGACAGAUGAACGAUUAGCUCAGUAUAAAAAGCGGUAUAAAGACUGGGAAGAUCCUAAUGGAGAAACCCCAGCCUACCACUAUGGAACCCACUAUUCAUCUGCAAUGAUUGUGGCCUCUUACCUUGUAAGGAUGGAACCUUUCACACAGAUAUUCUUAAGGCUACAGGGCGGCCACUUUGACUUGGCCGACCGGAUGUUUCACAGCGUGCGUGAGGCCUGGUAUUCUGCAUCGAAGCACAACAUGGCAGACGUCAAAGAACUGAUCCCAGAAUUUUUUUACUUACCAGAAUUCCUGUUAAAUUCCAACAACUUUGAUCUAGGCUGCAAACAAAAUGGCACGAAGCUUGGAGAUGUCAUCCUUCCCCCCUGGGCAAAGGGAGACCCACGAGAGUUUAUAAGAGUCCACCGAGAGGCUUUGGAAUGUGACUACGUGAGUGCCCAUCUGCACGAGUGGAUUGACUUAAUCUUCGGUUAUAAACAGCAAGGCCCUGCUGCAGUAGAAGCUGUAAACGUCUUCCAUCAUCUUUUUUAUGAGGGUCAAGUCGAUAUCUACAACAUAAAUGAUCCACUAAAGGAGACAGCUACCAUUGGGUUCAUUAAUAACUUUGGUCAGAUACCCAAGCAGUUAUUUAAAAAACCUCAUCCACCAAAGCGAGUAAGGAGCCGAAUAAAUGGAGACAGUGCUGGGAUCUCUCUCCCACCAGGAUCUACAAGUGACAAGAUCUUUUUCCAUCAUCUGGACAACCUGCGACCUUCCCUAACUCCUGUGAAAGAGCUCAAAGAGCCCGUGGGACAAAUAGUGUGCACAGAUAAAGGCAUUCUUGCAGUAGAACAGAAUAAAGUCCUGAUCCCACCAACUUGGAACAAAACUUUUGCUUGGGGCUAUGCUGACCUCAGUUGCAGGCUGGGAACCUAUGAAUCAGACAAGGCAAUGACAGUUUAUGAAUGUUUGUCUGAGUGGGGACAGAUUCUCUGUGCAAUCUGCCCCAACCCCAAGCUGGUCAUCACAGGUGGGACAAGCACAGUUGUAUGUGUCUGGGAGAUGGGCACCUCAAAAGAGAAAGCCAAGAGCCUCACCCUCAAACAGGCCUUGCUUGGUCACACUGACACUGUCACCUGUGCCACAGCAUCAUUAGCCUAUCACAUUAUCGUCAGUGGAUCCCGGGACCGAACCUGCAUCAUCUGGGACUUGAACAAACUGUCAUUCCUGACCCAGCUCCGAGGUCAUCGUGCUCCCGUUUCUGCUCUCUGUAUCAAUGAGUUAACAGGGGACAUUGUGUCCUGUGCUGGCACUCACAUCCACGUGUGGAGCAUUAACGGGAACCCUAUUGUGAGUGUGAACACAUUCACAGGGAGGAGCCAGCAAAUUGUCUGCUGCUGCAUGUCAGAGAUGAACGAAUGGGACACGCAGAACGUCAUCGUGACAGGACACUCGGAUGGAGUGGUGCGGUUUUGGAGAAUGGAGUUUUUGCAAGUUCCUGAAACACCAGCACCUGAGCCUGUUGAAGUCCUUGAAAUGCAGGAAGACUGUCCAGAAGCACAAAUAGGGCAGGAAGCCCAAGACGAAGACAGUAGCGAUUCUGAAGCAGAAGAGCAGAGUGUCAGCCAGGACCCCAAGGAGCCUCCCAGCCAGCCCAGCAGCACCAGCCACAGGCCCAGGGCGGCCUCGUGCCGAGCCACAGCUGCCUGGUGCACCGACAGUGGCUCGGAUGACUCCAGGCGCUGGUCCGAUCAGCUGAGCCUAGACGAGAAAGAUGGCUUCAUAUUUGUGAACUACUCAGAGGGCCAGGCCAGAGCCCAUCUUCAGGGUCCCCUCAGCCAUCCCCACUCCAAUCCUAUUGAAGUGCGGAACUAUAGCAGAUUGAAACCUGGGUACAGAUGGGAGCGGCAGCUGGUGUUCAGGAGUAAGCUGACUAUGCACACAGCCUUUGACCGGAAGGACAAUGCACACCCCGCAGAGAUCACCGCCUUGGGCAUCUCCAAGGAUCACAGUAGGAUCCUCGUGGGUGAUAGUCGGGGCCGAGUUUUCAGCUGGUCUGUGAGUGACCAGCCAGGCCGUUCUGCUGCUGACCACUGGGUGAAGGAUGAAGGAGGGGACAGCUGCUCAGGCUGCUCCGUGCGGUUUUCUCUCACAGAAAGACGACACCACUGCAGGAACUGUGGUCAACUCUUCUGCCAGAAGUGCAGUCGAUUUCAAUCAGAAAUCAAACGCUUGAAAAUAUCAUCCCCAGUGCGUGUUUGUCAGAACUGUUAUUACAACCUACAGCACGAGAGGGGUUCAGAGGAUGGGCCUCGAAACUGUUGAAGAUAUCAACAAGCUGACUGGAGACCAUGGUCUGUAGGACUCCUGCCCGAUUCCCCUGCCACAGCUCCCAGCUCUCGGAAGGCAUUAAAACAGUCUCCGUUUACACAUCUCUUCAUACCACGUGUUUGAAGUGCUGAAUUCAAAGGGAUCAUUGAAUAAACGGGUGUUGAGUACAGUAUCGGGGCAAAUGCUAUUCAGGUGAACAGCACAAGAAGAAUAUGAGGUGGUUCCUAGGAGCAGCAUUUUUGAUAUUCCAUUCUCCCUGUUGAGAAAGGUACACAAAAACGUCAUUCCCUGUCUUUCCUUGCAUCUCAUUUUUUUUAGAACUGCUCAUCCUUGUUUAAGAAAGCCAACAACAACAACAGCGGCUGUUAGGAGAUGGUUGUAAAUCUGACUUCUUUGCAAGUAACUGUAUAUUGUAAAUAAAUAUAAAGGCCUUUUUUUCUAAGUGAGGACUUAAUGCCUGUAACAUGAGACUUCAAACUAAACCACUAACUCAAUGAACUACUUAUGGUUUGUCUGACAUCUCUCAUUUACCAAUUAAUUAUACAUAUGUGUUUUUUAAAU
Molecule: messenger RNA, 11142 nt
Organism: Elephantulus edwardii (Cape elephant shrew)
Lineage: Eukaryota; Metazoa; Chordata; Mammalia; Macroscelidea; Macroscelididae
Gene: WDFY3
Product: WD repeat and FYVE domain containing 3
Exons: 65
Coding region: 1-10575 (3524 amino acids)
Molecular function (GO): protein binding; metal ion binding
Source: RefSeq, a predicted model, not a curated record